Messenger RNA from Vidua chalybeata, 2576 nucleotides. RefSeq names its product maestro heat-like repeat family member 5. Gene Ontology annotation, cellular component: cytoplasm. The record is from RefSeq and is a predicted model, not a curated record. The transcript has 13 exons. Bases 437 to 2455 code for a protein of 672 amino acids. NCBI's taxonomy places the organism in Eukaryota, Metazoa, Chordata, Aves, Passeriformes, Viduidae.
GGGACAGGACGGGACAGAGCGGUGCCGUGAGGAGCCCCCGCACAGCGCACUCGUUCGUGUCUGACCCGGAGCUUUUCCCAGGCGUUAUUCCUGCAGCUGACCUCGAGGCCAGACCACAGGACUUGCUGACCUGUGGCCUUCCUGAGGCUUCUCUUCUGCAGGUGCCCUUGAGGGCAGACCGUGGGACUUGGUGCCCCGGAGGCAUCUCCCAUCCCUGCCACCGGUGCCCUCGAGGCCUGACCACAAUCAAUCCUUGACAGGAGUCUCCUGUCCUUGUGGCAGGAGCCCUCAAGACCAGAGUGCAGGACUUGCUGUCCUGUAGCCUUCCUGAGGCUUCUCUCUUGAAGGUGCCUUCCAGGCACGACUGCAGGACUCGCCUACUCGGAGCUUUUCCGAGGCAUCUCUCCUGCAACUCGCCACAAAUCCAGUCACUGCCAUGGAGCAGAGAUCCCUGAGAGGGCCCAAGCUGGCCUGGGUGCAGGAGGAGGAAGAAGGCCCUGGAGCUGCCCCAAUAGAGGAGAUCAAAGAGGUGGUGCGGUUCAAGACUCUACAGGAGGAUGCAGCCGUGGACCGCACACAAGAGCAGGACCCCGCCCGUGGCCUCUUCCGCAGAACAGUGGAGGUGCCCGCCAUGGUGAGGUACAUCCACCAGUGGCUCAUGGACAAUCAGUUUGCUGAGCAGAGGCUGAACAGGGCCCUGCUGGAUCUCACCGAAGAACAGCCUGGUGAUGUAGUAAUGACACUCCUGUGUGUGGCCCCAUCCUGUGACAGAGCUGCUUUCACCAUGUGGAAGAGCAUCAUGUGCUCGCCCAGGACUGCCGAGCCAGUGCAGCUGAUGCUCCUCGAUGUGCUGGGGAGUUGGCCAGAGCACAGCACGUUCACCUCUGAUGGGGACAAAACGGGUGUCUUUGUCCUGGCUGCAACUCUGGUGAUGUGGAAGAUCCUCCAGGUGCCCUGUGUCCCACAGAUGGUGACGGUGUAUUUCCCCCACCUACUUGUGCAUCUGCUCUUCCAAGUGUUCUUCAGCACUCUGGAUAUGCCAGAGGAGGUCAAUACCUUCUGGAAGGGAUGCCAGCAGCAAUACGGCCUUGCCACCAGCCCCAGCAGGUUUGCAGUGCGGACCCUGAAGUCCCUGCUCUGCCAAAUGGAGCACGAGGAUGUGGUGCUGGCAAUGGAACGCAAGCGUGGCUGGGACACGCUGCUGUGUGCUGACACCCACCACUAUGCCGUGGGUCUGCUGGCCAGGGAGAUAUCCCGUGUCUCCAUCCCCUUGUGCUCCCGGAUCGCUCGCUACCUGCUCCAGCUGCUCAGCACACUGGAGCCACGCUGGGAGCUGCCCGCCCUGGCCUUCCUUGUGGAGGUCCUCGAGUGCCUGAACUUGAGUGGAGGCAGUGCUAACAGAGUCCUGCAAAUCUUGUCAAGGCACCUGCACAGCAAGUGCAGGGACAGGCGUCGCCUGGCGCUCAGGGCCCUUCUCAAGCUCAUUGACAAUCCCUCGAUGAGUGAAAAAAUGGGGAGCCUGACUGAAAGUCUUGUGGAGCUCCUGUGCGACGCAGAUGGAGAGAUAGUUAGCAUGACAGUCACGCUCCUCAGCUUUAUCUCCCGGGACAAGGACAUGCUGAUAGGCAGCUCCAUUGCACUGCGGCUGGUUGAGGCGCUCCUGCCACUCUUUGACCACGACAAUAGCCAGGUGCAGCUGCUCUCCAUCCUGCUCUUCCAAACAUUGCUGUCUCUUCCACUGGAAAAGGACAAAAAGGCCCUGAAGACACACGUGCACGAGAGCCUGCUGCCACUCUUCUUCCACUGCCAUGAUGAGAAUGGGCGUGUGGCACAGGUGAGGACUCGUGGGCUGCUGCUGUCCCCCUGGGAGGCGGCUCAGCUGCCUCCUGCCCUGGCGCCUGCUGGGCUGCAGCCUCCUCCAGGCCUUGGCACAGGGACACAGGUCCUGCGCCCUGGGCUGUGGGGCCAUCUCCGCGUCUCUGCUGCUCUCCAGGCUUCUCAGGAAACGCUGCUUUGUGUGGCCCACUUCCUCAAGAGGAGGGAUCUGGAAAAAGUGGUGAAGAAGAAGAAGCUGUGGAAGUUCACCGAGUGCCUGCUGGCAGACGACAGCAGCAGAGCGGCCGAGCACCUGCGCCAGGCCAUGCCCUACCUGGAGAGCCCAGAGGAGCCCCUGCGAGAGGCGGCCAUCAGGUUCCUGGGGAUGGCCGGGCGGCAGCUGAGGGGGAAGAAGGAAGAGCUCCAGCUCAUCUGUGAGGCCCUUGAAGGCACGGCAAAUGACAUCAGCGUCGCCGUUGGAAGCCUGGCAAUUCAAACGUUGUACAUCCUCCAGGCAGUAGAGAGAGCUGGAUAUUCCCUCUUGGACAGCCUGCAUGAUCAGCUCCGCAGGGCAUGGAGGACACGGCCUCGUCUCUUGGGGCUCGGCUGGCUGCGCUGCCGGAGCUGUGCAGAGUGCUGAUCCCAGAGGCUCUGUCUGCUGGGGCCACCUGAGCCAGCAGGAAUGUUUCAUUUCUUCAAGAUUGUUCUUUCGUUCUUUUUGCUUUUCUGUAGGAUAUAAAUAUAGGAUGUGUUCUAAUAGA